ACUGAAGGUUUCUUCCCAGUGGCAUAGAUAUUGCAGCAGAUUUCAUUUACCAGAAAAGCGAAAGAGGGGGAAAUAAUUAACCCAUAAAAAGAUUUCUUCUUCUUCUUCCCGUCAUACGCAUUGUAGAGAGAGAAAUCAGCGUGUGUUUUUAGAGAGAGAAACAUGGAUUUGAUACCGUCGGAGCCUUCGCAGAUCAUGAAGAAACAUGGUUUCCGGUCGCUGAAACUAGUGAAUGUCAACAUGGAAGACGUUCUUGACGAAAAGCCAUUCGGAGUCGAAUACGGUAGGCUCGGCAAUGGACUCCGUUACUACGUCCGAUCCAAUUCGAAGCCCAAGAUGAGAGCUGCACUAGCACUCGCUGUCAAAGUUGGCUCAGUUUUGGAAGAGGAAAAUGAGCGUGGUGUUGCUCACAUAGUUGAGCAUCUUGCUUUCAGUGCCACGACAAAAUACACAAAUCACGAUAUCAUUAAAUUUCUUGAAAGUAUUGGGGCAGAAUUUGGUGCUUGUCAAAAUGCACUCACAUCUGCUGAUGAAACUGUAUAUGAGUUAUUUGUUCCUGUUGACAAGCCUGAAUUGUUAUCUCAGGCCAUUUCAGUCUUGGCAGAAUUUAGCUCAGAGGUGCGAGUCUCAAUAGAUGACUUGGAGAAAGAAAGAGGAGCUGUUAUGGAAGAGUACAGAGGAAACAGGAAUGCAAAUGGAAGAAUGCAGGAUGCUCAUUGGGUUCUGAUGAUGGAAGGUUCGAAGUAUGCUGAGCGCUUACCAAUUGGAUUAGAGAAGGUAAUUCGGACGGUUUCUCCUGAGAUUGUGAAGCAAUUUUAUAGGAAGUGGUACGAUUUACACAAUAUGGCUUUGAUUGCUGUUGGAGAUUUUUCUGAUACACAGCAUGUAGUUGAGUUGAUAAGGACUCAUUUUGGGGGGAAAGUUUCAGCACCUGAGCCUCCACUCAUACCAAAGUUUAUUGUUCCACCUCAUGAAGAACCUCGUUUUUCAUGUUUUGUUGAAUCUGAAGCUGCUGGGUCUGCAGUGAUGAUCAGCUGUAAGCUGCCUGUGGAUGAGCUAAAGACUGUGAAACACUACAGGGAUUUACUUGCAGAGUCAAUGUUCUUUCAUGCUAUAAACCAGAGGUUCUUUAAAAUAUCUCGUAGAAAGGAUCCUCCAUACUUUUCAUGCUCUGCAGCUGCAGAUGUCCUAGUUCGUCCAAUUAAGGCCUAUAUAAUGACUUCGUCUUGUAAGGAGAAAGGGACUAUUGAGGCCUUAGAAUCAAUGCUCAUUGAGGUUGCAAGGGUUCGGCUACAUGGUUUUUCUGAACGUGAAAUUUCAGUUGUUCGGGCUCUGUUAAUGUCCGAGAUUGAAUCUGCCUAUUUGGAGCGUGAUCAAAUGCAAUCUACCAGCUUACGAGAUGAAUAUUUACAACAUUUUCUCCGCGAUGAACCUGUUGUCGGGAUUGAGUACGAGGCACAACUUCAGAAAACUAUUCUACCCCAUAUAUCAGCAUCUGAGGUAUCCAAGUACUCAAAGAACUUCCGAACAUUAUGUAGCUGUGUCAUUAAGACAAUUGAGCCUCGAGCUACUGCAACAGUAGAUGAUCUUAGAAUGGUGCUGUUGAAGAUCAAUUCUCUUGAGGAUGAAAGAUGCAUAUCUCCUUGGGAUGAUGAACACAUCCCAGAAGAAAUUGUUAGUACAAAGCCAAAUCCAGGCAAUAUAGUGCAGCAACUUGAAUAUUCAAACAUUGGAGCUACUGAGUUAAUUCUAUCAAAUGGCAUGCGAGUUUGCUACAAGUGUACGGACUUUCUGGAUGACCAGGUUCUCUUCACAGGGUUCUCAUAUGGGGGUUUGUCCGAACUCCCAGAAAGUGAGUACUUCUCAUGCUCAAUGGGUUCGACUAUUGCUGGGGAAAUUGGUGUAUUUGGUUAUAGACCAUCGGUGCUUAUGGACAUGCUUGCUGGUAAGAGAGCUGAAGUCGGGAUGAAGCUUGGAGCAUAUAUGAGGACCUUUUCUGGUGAUUGUUCACCUUCAGACCUUGAAACUGCCUUGCAGCUUGUCUAUCAACUAUUUACAACAAAUGUAGAGCCAGGAGAAGAAGAUGUGAAAAUAGUAAUGCAAAUGGCAGAAGAAGCCGUGCGUGCUCAAGAGAGAGAUCCUUACACUGCAUUUGCAAACCGUGUGAGGGAGCUCAAUUAUGGAAACUCCUAUUUUUUUAGGCCAAUUAGAUUCAGUGACCUUCGAAAGGUAGAUCCAUUUAAAGCUUGUGAAUAUUUCAACAAGUGUUUCAAGGAUCCUUCAACUUUUACUGUUGUGAUAGUUGGGAAUAUUGAUCCUGCAGUUGCAUGUCCUUUAAUAUUGCAAUAUUUGGGUGGAAUUCCAAGACCUUCUGAACCAGUUUUACAUUUCAACCGUGAUGACCUCAAGGGUUUACCAUUCACUUUUCCUGCAACUGUAAUUAGAGAAGUUGUUCGCAGCCACAUGGUGGAAGCACAAUGUUCGGUCCAACUAUGCUUUCCUGUUGAGCUCAAAAAUGAAAAUAUGAUUGAAGACAUUCACUUCGUUGGGUUUUUGAGCAAACUUCUGGAAACAAAAAUACUGCAGGUUCUCCGUUUCAAGCAUGGGCAGAUAUACUCUGUUGGUGUUUCUGUCUUCCUUGGUGGUAAUAAACCUUCAAGAAGUGGUAAUGUCCGUGGUGAUAUUAGCGUAAAUUUCUCUUGCGAUCCAGAUAUCUCAUCAACACUGGUCGAUCUUGCGCUCGAUGAAAUAUUACAUCUUCAGGAGGAAGGACCUUUAAAUGAGGAUGUUUCAACCAUCCUUGAAGUUGAACAAAGGGCACAUGAAAAUGGACUGCAGGAGAAUUACUAUUGGCUGGAUAGGAUGCUACGCAGCUAUCAGUCAAGGAUCUAUUCUGGUGAUGUUGGCACUUCUUUUGAGGUUCAAGAUGAAUGCCGUUCCAAAGUUAGAAAAACUUUGACACCAUUAGCAGCUCAGUUGGCAUUACAAAGGAUACUACCUUUCCCCUGCAAAAAACAGUACACCAUUGUGAUUUUAAUGCCCCAAGCAUCUCGUUUUGGAUUACUAGAAUCAUUCAUCCGCUCUAUGCCAAACCAUUAUUGUAGAGAUGCAAAGACGUUAGUCGGCAUUGCUGGCCUCGCAGUGAUGGUUCUCAGUUUAUGGAGAUAUUCAAGAAGUGCCCUGAAAUCUUAAGUUAGAUUCACUUGGCACAAUAUCACAUAGUCGGAGGAAUGGAGGAAAUCAACAGGAAAAAAGGACAGAUGUACCGAAUGAUGGAAGCUACAAAUCAAUUCCAUGAAUACCUACAUGUUGAACGAUAUCUCAGUCCGUUAACAGCAAUUUGAACUCGUAUGGACACAGAAGAAAGCUUGAAAUCUUUACGUCUAAUCAUUUUUGGUCUGGGGGAACCUUGUAUAACUGUAUCAUUUUUAGCCAUUGGUAAUAAGGUAGAUGAAAGGUAUUAUAUAAUAAGAAAUGUAGGGACUAAAAGUCUCAGUAAUGGUCAAAAUAUUACAGGAGGAGGAAUAAUAAUUAGAUAUGGUCUGGUAUUUGAGGCGUCCUGAUGAUGUAUUAGGACAUCUUGCUGAAAUAAAAUCAAUUGUAUUUACCCUCCAAAAUGAUUCUCUUUUGUCUAGCAUCUAAUACCUGUAAUAUAUUUCGUUUGUGUUUUAA
Messenger RNA from Cornus florida, 3672 nucleotides. RefSeq names its product zinc protease PQQL-like. Gene Ontology annotation, biological process: proteolysis. The record is from RefSeq and is a predicted model, not a curated record. Lineage: Eukaryota; Viridiplantae; Streptophyta; Magnoliopsida; Cornales; Cornaceae. The coding region runs from base 163 to 3192 and encodes 1009 amino acids. The transcript is spliced from 21 exons. Gene Ontology annotation, molecular function: metal ion binding; metalloendopeptidase activity.